This is a messenger RNA of Saxophila tyrrhenica, 411 nucleotides long. RefSeq lists its product as uncharacterized. The transcript has 2 exons. The record is from RefSeq and is a predicted model, not a curated record. Bases 1 to 411 code for a protein of 136 amino acids. Lineage: Eukaryota; Fungi; Ascomycota; Dothideomycetes; Mycosphaerellales; Extremaceae.
AUGCUCCGGUGUCUGGGAUCGAGACUAUGCGGCACGCAUUUUCCGGCGUGGGGUGAUACUGGCAAUCCGCACCAAGCCUUUGCGCUCGGGUCUUGGCCUUACUAUGCGCUGUUGGGCCUCGAAAGUUGUCAGGAUAUCGUCUUGGUCUUGAUUCAAGGCAAACUGGAACUCGGUCACAAAAUUGUGAAGUCUAUCACGAUCUUCCAACCCACGCCGCAGCCAAGCGGCAAAGGCUACUACGACAUGUCCGACUGGCCAGCUCUCCUUCUCGAGAUCGACGAUUACAAGGAGGAGUAUAUCGUCGAAUCCGACAAAGGAGGGAUCACUUAUGACGAAACCGGGUUGAAUCGUCCACCGCUGAUGAACAGUUGGUGGGAGUCCCUCAAUACAACACCGCCGAAUGCCUCAUGA